Aspergillus clavatus NRRL 1 is the source of this 912-nucleotide messenger RNA. RefSeq names its product class I SAM-dependent methyltransferase. Bases 1 to 912 code for a protein of 303 amino acids. The record is from RefSeq and is a predicted model, not a curated record. NCBI's taxonomy places the organism in Eukaryota, Fungi, Ascomycota, Eurotiomycetes, Eurotiales, Aspergillaceae. The transcript has 3 exons.
AUGACCCGAACACAAGACGCCCCAGCAAAGCACGACCAGGCAACCGCCAGCCGGUACGACUUCGGCAGCAGGAUCAGCACGCUCUUCGCCGAAGAGCUCGUCCAGAAGUCCGGCAUAGCGCAGAGCCAGAAGCCUCUGCUUGUCUUCGACGAUGCUUGCGGAACCGGCGCGGUCUCUAGUACCCUGCACCGCACACUCGAUGACGAGACUACGCGCGGCUGGCAGUUGACCUGCGGCGAUGUUUCGGAGGCUAUGGUAGAGGUGAGCAAGCAGAAGAUGAACAAGGAAGGAUGGCGCAAUGCCGAGGUCAAGGUUGUGGACGCCCAAGACACGACGCUGCCAGAUGGACACUAUACGCACGUCUUCUCGGCUUUUGCGUUCAACCUCUUCCCAGACGACCGAGCCGCUAUGAAAGAAUCCUCCAACCCGGCGGCACACUCGCCAUCUCAGUAUGGUCCUCAAGUAAGCCUGCCCCCACCCUUCACCACCCUGUUCCCUGUUCCCUCCCUCCCUGACAAGCUUGCAGCCGUCUGGACCACCCUCAUCCAAUCCGCCAUCGCAAGCCUACCAGGUAACCUCCCCACCCCAAGCACAAAAGACCUCUUCUGCCUCUACAACAAGAACUGGGCCGACGAGGCCGGCGUGCGCGCCCAGUUCGAGCACGCCGGGUUCGCGGAUAUCAAGAUCACCACGGUGGGCAAGGCAUACCCCAUUCCCGUGGAAGACCUCGCCGAGGCGUGCAAGAUCAGUCUGCCGCAUGUCACGAGACGGUUCUGGACGGAGGAGCAGCGGGAAAAGUACGAGGAUGAGAUUCCAAAAGCUGUGCUGCGGAUUCUUGAGGAGAAGGUCGGGAAGAAUGGGGUUGCUUCUAUGGAGGCGGAGGCGAUUAUUGCCACGGCGCGGAAGCUGUGA